UGCGCCUGCGCCUGCGCCGUCGUCGCUGUUUUGACAAACAGGAGGGGAUGUGAUGUUAUGUGAUGUCAAUGGAGGACAAGGCCGACGCGCUUUGACGAAAAGCAUGCUGGGCUAUGUUUGUGUCGCUUUUUUAGCACUAGCAGUGUUGCUCAUCCCACGCGAGUGGUCCUUUACGGUGGGAAGUGGGUCAGACCGGGGGCCCCCCUCGCGGCUCCUGAGCCGGCGUGAACUGUCACUGUACGACGGGGAGGAAGGCAGCAGCGGCCUUUACCUCGCUCUACUGGGGCACGUUUUUGAUGUGCUCAAGGGACACAAGCACUACGGACCUGGUGGGGCGUAUCACUUUAUGACAGGCAAAGAUGCCUCUCUGGCCUUCAUCACUGGGGACUUCACGGAACAGGGCCAGACAGAUGACGUGUCCAGUCUGUCCCCACUGCAGGUGAUGGCCCUUUACGACUGGCUGGCCUUCUAUCAGAGGGACUACCAAAGUGUAGGGCUGUUAAUAGGCCGGUUCUAUAGCGAGACCGGGCGGCCCACAGAGGCCCUGUUGCAGGCAGAGGCGUCACUAGCAGAGGGCCGGAGAAUCAAGACCCAGUCUGAGGCUGAGAGGGUGCGCUUCCCAGCCUGCAACUCAGAGUGGAGCGCUGCCAGAGGAGGAAGAGUCUGGUGCUCCACUAAGAGUGGUGGAGUGGACAGAGUCUGGACGGGUGUCCCACGGAAGCUCUUCUCUCCAGGCUCCAGCGGUGUCCGUUGUGUCUGUGUUCAAGGCCCAUCUGCAGCAGAGGAAGACCCCAAUCUGCAGAAAUAUGACGGCUGCCCCUCACAUGCCGAAUCAUGCCCCGUCGAGGAGUUCUAACCUCAGGGCCAGUGGCGGCUGGUCUAAUUUUAUUUUGGUAGGGCCAUCCAAUCAAAUUCCGCAAACAUCCCAGUAUGAUUCAAUGCAAAAAAAGUAUCAAACACGCAUUUCUACAUUGCAGUUAAAUAUUUGUACUUAUUCCAACACUGACAUGACUAAUUAUUCAUACAAUUCAAUAUAUUAAUAUAUAUAUAU
Messenger RNA from Cyclopterus lumpus (lumpfish), 1051 nucleotides. Its product is annotated as neuferricin. Gene Ontology annotation, cellular component: endomembrane system; membrane. The record is from RefSeq and is a predicted model, not a curated record. The transcript is spliced from 4 exons. Bases 53 to 856 code for a protein of 267 amino acids. NCBI's taxonomy places the organism in Eukaryota, Metazoa, Chordata, Actinopteri, Perciformes, Cyclopteridae.